Messenger RNA from Mucor velutinosus, 342 nucleotides. RefSeq lists its product as uncharacterized. The transcript has a single exon. The coding region runs from base 1 to 342 and encodes 113 amino acids. The record is from RefSeq and is a predicted model, not a curated record. Lineage: Eukaryota; Fungi; Mucoromycota; Mucoromycetes; Mucorales; Mucoraceae.
AUGAACUCUACCAUCACAUCUGCUUCUAAUACCACAUCUACUACAACAUCUCACAUUGAUGCUACCUCGUCUACUUCAAGCAAUGCCAAUUCUCGCCGAAAUUCAUUCUCAUCAUUUGUAAAGAAUCUGCUCUUGCUGGUAUCAUCAACACCAUCAUCCUCAAAUGCCAAUGAACAAGAUAGCAAUGAACAAAAAACUACAUACUCAGAACACAGUGAAUUCCAGAAUCUAUACUUUUCGUUCCCUGCAUUUAUCGAGGAGCCAACGGAUGAAUCAGCCUCUUCUUGUGGACAAAGCCACCACCAGUCAUUUAUUACAGAAUCAAGUCGUAUUAUGUGUUAA